AUGGCCCUGCGAGCUCGCUGCUACCCGAAAGACGAGCCACCCUCACCGCGAUACCAAAUCCUCCACGCAACCCAGCGCAACGUAUUCGGGUUCCAGCGAAUCGUCUACCUCGCCGGAAGCAUGCCGGUCACCGGCACUGCCGACUGGCGCGAGGCCCUCGUCGGCUCGCUCGCACACGUCCCUGUGACCUGGGUCGACCCGACAAGACCUGAGUGGGACGAGAGUUGGCGCGAGGACGAUGACCAUGGGCCGUUUCGCGAGCACGUGAAAUGGGAGAUAGAGAUGAAGGAUCGCGCGGAUCUCGUCAUCGUGCACUUUGGCGCCUCUUCUAGACCGAGCGAUGGCCUGCUGGAGCUGGGAAUACUCGCCGGCUCCCGAAGGAGGUGCAAGGUCGUCUGCGAGAGCGGGUACCAGAAGCGGGGGGAUGUUGUCAUGCUCUGCCAGCGGUAUCAGAUUGAUGUUUUUAACACCGUCGAUGCGCUCGCGAGGAAGUUGAUCGAGAGCGACUUGAAAGGGAUUCAAUGA
Molecule: messenger RNA, 525 nt
Organism: Pyricularia grisea
Lineage: Eukaryota; Fungi; Ascomycota; Sordariomycetes; Magnaporthales; Pyriculariaceae
Exons: 1
Coding region: 1-525 (174 amino acids)
Source: RefSeq, a predicted model, not a curated record